This is a messenger RNA of Dentiscutata erythropus, 888 nucleotides long. The record is from the annotation of a GenBank genome assembly. NCBI's taxonomy places the organism in Eukaryota, Fungi, Glomeromycota, Glomeromycetes, Diversisporales, Gigasporaceae.
AUGCCUAACACUUCUACAUUAAAUCUUCCAUUACUAGUGUUAAAAGAAAUCUUUGAAAUUUUAGCAAAUGAUACUAAAACACUUCACUCUUGUAUACAGACACACCUUGCUAUUGAAACUUAUAUACAAGAAAUGUUUCUUCAAGAAAAACAAAUAAUCAAAAAACAUUUUAACAUUUCAAGAUUUGUAUUUAAAUUAUUGUUACCAUAUUCUUCAUUUUUGCGAUUAAUUAAUAUAAGUAACUUCAUGGAUACUGUGAUCAAUUUUUGGCAAAAAUUCCAUAAAAAUUCUCAAGAUUGUAAGAUUAAAAUGAUUUCUAAACUUCUUAUUCAAUUAAUGUUGAAUAAAUCUACUAAAAUUCAACAAUUUAAAUUCGCAGAUUUAUACCUUUUUGUUUAUCCAGAGUUAGGCAAUUCUCUUUUACACUCUCUUUCAUAUUUAGAAUUUAAUUCUGUUGAAUUUAUACAAGUUUCUUUAAUCGGCUUUAUAAAAAAGUAUCAAUUACUUUCAAAAUUAGCUAUUUUCAAUUGUUUAUUUGAAAAUGAAGGUGAUCAAAAUAAUUUAAUAAACCAAAUUCCCAUCAAACAACUUGUUAUUUACAACUCUACCACACCUGUUAUCAAACUUAUUUUACUUUGCAAUUCAAGUUUAAAAACCCUUAAAAUUAUAGGUUAUGAAGAAGAAGUAAAUUUAGAUGAUUUAUGUAGAUUCUUUAGUAAUAUUAAUUUUAGACGCUUAUUUGUUCUUUUAGAAAUUGCUGUUCCUUAUAAUUCGCAAGUGGUUUCUAAAAGUAUUCAAUUUGACGAAUUUGGAAAACUAGAAGAAAUCGAAAGCAAAAGUCUUAAAAGUUUUAGAAGUUAUAAUACUCCAUUCAAUAUAUUAUUUUAG